Molecule: messenger RNA, 699 nt
Organism: Ixodes scapularis (black-legged tick)
Lineage: Eukaryota; Metazoa; Arthropoda; Arachnida; Ixodida; Ixodidae
Exons: 1
Source: RefSeq, a predicted model, not a curated record
AGCAUGACAGUCAGCCUGUCCUUGGCUAAGCCCUCACACUCCCCACCCCUUGCAAUAGGUGGCACCGAACUCUCUCGUGUCACUCACACAAAACUGCUCGGAGUCGCGUUCGAUGAGCGCCUCGAUUUUAGUCGCCACAUCCAGGGAACUGCUUCACGUGCGAGGCGGACACUGGGUUUCGUCACCCAAGUUACGCGCGGCAUGCCAGCCGCACCACUCAGGCACCUAUACACGUCGCUGGUACUCCCGCAGCUGGAAUUCUGUUCUGCUAUCUGGGACCCCCCCUCAACAACGCAUAAGAAAUCUCUCGAGUCCAUACAGCGGAGGGCAGCCCUUACGCUGUACCGACGAGAUUCCCCCUCGUCGCACCACACUGCCGCCAGAGAUAUUUCCACUACCAGACUCCUGCAGUACGCCCAGUGGCGGACUCUGCAACACCGCAGAGACGUAGCCUCGAUCAGGCUCUUCUGCCUAAUGAUGGGUGCUGGCCACCCUGACGUGCCUUCCCCACCUCGCCUCAACAAGCGAACUGGCCGACUACAACCUCCACUGUCGCGAACUUUGCGCCACAAGACAUCGUGCCUAAUGCGUGCUGCAGAAAUUUGGAGGUCACUCCCACACCACCUCACGGAGUCAAUCCCCUGCAACCGAGACGACAUCCGCGAGUUGUGUAGAACAGUUACUCGGACAAUAGCAUAA